Pseudovirgaria hyperparasitica is the source of this 1078-nucleotide messenger RNA. RefSeq names its product NAD(P)-binding protein. Lineage: Eukaryota; Fungi; Ascomycota; Dothideomycetes; Acrospermales; Acrospermaceae. Gene Ontology annotation, molecular function: oxidoreductase activity, acting on the CH-OH group of donors, NAD or NADP as acceptor. The transcript is spliced from 3 exons. Bases 79 to 852 code for a protein of 257 amino acids. The record is from RefSeq and is a predicted model, not a curated record.
AUCAUCAUUGUCAUCAUCGUCCGCAUCUCCAACGCAAUCGUCGGUAUCAUCGAAUCGCACGAACAAGUACAUUUAAACAUGACUCAACUACUAGCCGGUAAAGUCGCCGCCAUCACAGGUGGGGUCACGGGUAUCGGAAGAGCGAUCGCCCUUGAGUAUCUCAAACAAGGCGCGUCUGUCUGUGUGAACCAUCUAGGGGAUGAAGCAUCGGAGAGGCAAUUUGAGUCUAUGGUAGCUGAGAACAAAUCGGAAAGUCCGUUGAUUGCUGUGGCUGGAGACAUAUCAAAGAAAGAAACCGCGCUCAGGCUGGUACAGCAGACUGUUGAUCGAUUCGGAAAGCUUAAUAUUUUCGUGAGCAACGCGGGCGUGUGUCAAUUUGCUGAGUUUUUAGAUCUGGAGCAGGAUCUGUUCGAGUUCACAGUCAAAACCAACCUACAUGGGGCGUUCUACGCAACACAAGCAGCCGCUCGACAGAUGGCCUCACAGGGCCAUGGCGGAUCCAUCAUUGGCAUAUCGUCUAUCUCAGCGCUGGUUGGUGGCGGUCUGCAGACGCAUUACACGCCGACCAAAGCAGGGGUCCUGAGCCUGAUGCAGUCUUUGGCUUGCGCACUGGGAAAGUAUAGGAUCAGAUGCAAUGCUCUAUUACCUGGGACCAUUAAGACCCAGUUAAACGAGAAAGACCUAGAAGACGAUACCAAGCGGACGUAUAUGGAAGGACGAAUACCGUUGGGUAGGACAGGUAUGCCUGAUGAUCUCGCUGGACCAGCUGUUUUCCUUGCUAGUGAUAUGUCUCGAUAUGUCAACGGAGCACAGCUACUGGUCGAUGGGGGCCUUUUUGUGAACCUUCAGUAGUUGCUUAGUAUUUGAAAUAUAUUGGAGCUUCGCAGUUCUUCAGCAUUGUUAUUCUCUUACUUUCUGAAGACGGACCGGAGGCGUAUGCUAUCGACAGACUGUUUGAUAGAAGUGUACGUAGUAGUACAGUAUCAAUGACCAGAUGGGGUAUCUACGGACUCAUCACAGAUAGCUACGGAGGAUCACCCACCGGUGCCACCGACUGGCACUUAUGAUACAAACUCCG